AUGUCAGUCGUCUUCACACGGAGCGAGCAGCAUCACAAGGAUACGCUGAAGGCUUGGGCACAAGCACUCUCGGGUACAGCGAUGAGCACCUUUAAUGUACGAGUCUCUGAGCACGUCCAAGUCCUGACGAACUGUUUUCAAAAAUACACUGAGGAAGCGGCUCCGGUGAAUGACAUCGUCUCCCGAUUCGUGUUCGACGUACUUGGAGACGUGCUAUUCAGUAAGAAAUACAAUCUGGUGGAGACCAAUGGCUGGCAUGAGUACUUCGACCGAAGAAAGGACGCCCUUCCCGUUCUUGGUCCAAUAAAUGAUGUAACGUGGUUAGGUCAUCUGAUGUUCCUCUUGGCGCCCUUUUGGAGCAGGGUCAGAGACUGGUUCUACAUGGUUGACUACUCUGUGCAGACGAUGCAACAGCGAUUCGAGGAUGAUUCAAAAGGGCCGAGGAUGGACAUGGCCGCCUACUUUAUCGAUGAGUAUCACAAACUGGAGGGGGUUUAUGAUUUGGAGAAAAGAAAUCUCCACUUGCAGGGUACAGCCGUGACGGCAGUCAUUGCAGGCAGUGACACCACGCGGUCUGCCUUGAUCGUCGCCCUCUGGUCUCUCGCGCAGUAUCCAGAUCACGCGGAAAAGAUUCGAGACGAGAUCCGAAACGUGGACUUGAACGACCCAGUUGCCCUGAGCGCGCUGCCACACUUGGAAGGAUUCAUAGCUGAGACUUUGCGGCUAUUGCCGCCGGCGAUGAGCGGCGCACCACGAGACACAGGCCCGGAAGGACUCCUGGUGGAAAAUAUCUUGAUUCCCCCGGACGUCAAGGUGACAAGUCCAAAAUAUGUCAUGGCACGCUUGCCUACCGCAUUUGUCGACCCCAACGAGUUCAUCCCUGAACGGUGGUACUCACGUCCCGAGCUCAUCAUUGACAAGCGAGCGUUUGCGCCGUUCUCAGUCGGUGCCCGUGCCUGUGUAGGGAAGCCCCUGGCUUAUACCGAGCUCCGUCUUGUUGUUGCGAACAUAGCCCAUGACUUUGACGUUGCAUUCGCGCCAUACUAUGAUUCGCAGACCAUGUGGCUUGAUUUAAAAGACCAAGUGACAGCACAACCAGGGGACGUCAAGCUUAUAUUUAAACCUCGGAAAUAG
Neoarthrinium moseri is the source of this 1134-nucleotide messenger RNA. RefSeq lists its product as uncharacterized. The transcript has 5 exons. The record is from RefSeq and is a predicted model, not a curated record. Bases 1 to 1134 code for a protein of 377 amino acids. Lineage: Eukaryota; Fungi; Ascomycota; Sordariomycetes; Amphisphaeriales; Apiosporaceae. Gene Ontology annotation, molecular function: monooxygenase activity; oxidoreductase activity, acting on paired donors, with incorporation or reduction of molecular oxygen; heme binding.